AGGUCAAAUUUUCCAGCUAUCUGUACAUGUCAGCUGAUAAGAAAGCCCAAGUAAAACGAGCUAUCCUAGCUGAGCUGAAUAAAGAGUUGUCUAAAAAGACAAAGACACUCUCAACAGCCAGAUCAGUUCACAAACGUCAUGUUCCUCCUCGGACACAAGAUCACCUCCUCCUACCCAGCUCUUCCUCCGUAAAGCUCAUAAACCUAAACGGGUUAAGUCAAACUUUGAUGCACAGAAACACGUUGAAAGUAUUCCUAGUAAACAGAAUGCAGCCAGCGCUAGCCGUGUUUCGAGAUCUUCUUCCUUAACAGCAGCCAGGAAACGUGUUCACAUACCACAACCUACUCCCCGGAUAGAACAUCCUCCUCCUCAAUCACCCAUUCAACCAGAUUUAUAUGGAACUAUAAGAAAAUAUGCGGAGAUAUGGAAAAAACGAACAUUUGGUGAGGAUCAACAAGCAUUCUCCAAAGCAACACUACUUUACCGGACAAAGCUUCUUCAAAGGUAUCUCUCAGAGUGGAGAAGUGAAACUUACACAAAACAAACAGAAUGGAAACUAAUCGUUAGGGCAGACUGUCAUUACAGGUUCUACUUGAAGGAGAAGUCGUGGGAAUGUUGGAGGAACUUUCUCACAGAAAACAGGAAUGUGUGUCAGAAGAGACAGCUUGCUGAUCAAACUUGUUCUAGAAUACUACAGAGAAGGUAUUUCAGCAGGCUGAAAAAGGCUGUUAAGAUUAGAAAGGAGGUCAAUGCUAAUAAUGUAGUUGCUCAGUCAAUGUAUCAUCGAAACUUGACAUCAAAAAUGCUCAAUCAGUGGCAUUUUGCCAUGGCUCAACGAAAUAUAGCCCACGAACAAGAGAAUAUAGCACUUCAUUUUUGGUCUCUUUCGUUACAGAGACAAUGUCUCGAACAGUGGUUUAUAUUUAAAAAUGAGCAGAUUCUUAAGAAGAAGAUGGUUAUCGUCGUUUCGAACUUCUAUGCUGGAAAGCUGGUACAACAAUCGUUCCGAACAUGGGUUGCGUACAGACAACAUCGAAAGUGCAAAGAAAUACAGCAAAGAAAAGCCGAAAAACUCUUAAAAUCGAAAAUGCAGCACAAAUUCUUUUACCAGUGGAGUGAUCACGCUGCCAUUUCAGCUAAAACUAAACGACUUGAGGGGGAGAUACAGAUGAUUUGGUACAAAGCCAAGUGCAGACGAGCGUUAGUACAUUGGAAACAAUUCUGUGAAGUUCAGAAUUAUAACAGAGAACUUAUUAAAAUAGCAGAGGAACAUGCUCGUAAGAAGCUUCUACAGAGGGUCUUGAAUAAGAUAAGGCUGUAUACAGAACAUCAGAAACAAACCCUUGUUAACAAGAAUACUGCAGAUGUUUUGAGAAGAAAAAACGUUUUAUCUGCCUGUUUUAGGAAGUGGGUCACAGAACAAGAUCAAGUAGAAGAAGAUAAGUUGAAGUACAGAACGCUGAUGGCCAGAAAACAUUACCAACUAAAACUCCUAAACGUAGCCCUACAACAAUGGGCUGGCUACAAAGAGUACAGAUUAGACAGGAAAGAAUGUUACUCCCUCGCGGACACACACUACAAUUCCACUGUAACCCAGCACUUGUUCACUAACUGGCAUCUUCACAUUUGCUACCGUAAAAACCUCCAAGUUAAGAAAGACACUGCAGCAAUCCACUACAGCGAGCUACUCAACCACAAGUACUUCUACACGUGGUUAACUAUGUAUCACGUCUCUCAGAACCAGAGACAGGAUGAGCGCAUUGCUGUCCUACACCGUAGUCAGAUACUGCUAACUAAACAUUUCAACUUGUGGAAGCAGAGGAGUGUUGAACAUGUUGAUAGCAAGUCUAGAAAUGAAGCUGCUGUGCAGCACUAUCAGUACAAAAUUCUUAGAAGGGGGCUGAACGCUUUUGUUAGAAAUAAACACCAUGUCGUAGAUAAGGCUGUGUUUAAAAAGAGAGCUGAGGAUCACUUUAAUAGGAGACAACUUGAGAGAUGCAGCAAGGCGUGGAGCGAGUACAGCAGACUUCAGCAAGUCAAGAAAGUGAAAAAGAGGAUUGCUGACGAGCAUUACAAUAAGAUACUCGCUUCUUCUCAUAUGAAACACUGGAUUAUCCACCACAAUAUCGUGUGUAAAGCUAAGAACACAAUCCAUGAUAUCGAAUCUCAGUACAACAAGAAGCUCCUGUCAAAAGUGUUGGCUCGUUGGUCAUCUCAAAUCAAGAUACAGAGACUAGCAUCAGAUUUGAACCUGCGAGCUGAGUUGCACCACAGAGAAACACUAUCAAGGAGGGUGCUAUCAGGAUGGUUAUCUCACACUGAACAAAGAGCCAGAGACCACGUGACUAAACAAGAGCUGCUGUCAGAUGGUAAGUGUAUGUUAGAGAGGCUGAGGAAGAAACAAGCACUUGCUAAGUGGAAAGAGAGGACUGGUGCGGAGAGGAGAGACAGGGAGAUGUGUGAAGCUGCUGACUUACAUUAUGUUAGAACACUCAUGGUUAAGGUUGUUGAAGGGUUUAAACAGAAUGAAGAGUUACAGUUUAAGAAGAUGCUGCUUAGAAGGAAGCAUGAUAACUUCUCACGUGAUCACAUGACUAAGAGGAUGUUCACUCAGUGGAGAGAUGCUUACAGGGAGAGAAUGAUCGAGAAGAAUCAAACAGAGCGAGCCAUGUGGUUCUGGUGUGUGACAUUAGAGCACAAGGCAUUGCGAGCAUGGCUGAGUUAUUCUCAGUAUAGAAAGCAGAAACAGAGGACUUACCGAACUGCUCUCCAAGACAGACGACAGUAUCUCAUCCAGACAGGUUUGAGAGAGUGGAUUAACUGUGUGACAUUAGCAGAAGAGAGCCGAUCACGUGUGGCCUUGUUAGCUGUAACACAACAAACUUAUCGAGCUAACGAGCUCGCCUUGAAGUGGGGGAGACACUGGCGCAGCCUUGUUAAGAGCCGCGCACGCCGUCCAACUACAAGUGUUCUGAUAAGAAAUGAUAAGGAAAACUACCGUGAUGUUCUGAUAACAAACAUUCGGUCUGUUAAAACUAGUUUUGUAGAAACUCCUAAGUUUUAUGAAGGUUUUAAGUCGUUAAAGAACAACAGACCUGCACCUAGGAUACCCAACUUUUUAGCUCAGAACCACUUCUAAAUUAUUGUAAUAUUCAUGAAUAUCUAGACAUUUUUUGGACAUAAGUUUUAUAGGUUCCUAUCAGCAGAUUUUUAUUAUACUUCAUAGCAUGUUACUACCCGGUUAUUACAUCUUUUUAAUCAGAUAAUAUUUAUUUUGUAACAUAUGUAUCAUAUUACAUUUAUUUUAUUUUACAUUUUUAUCACUCAUGUCAGCGUCACUUAAUUCUACGUCUGGCUACUUUGAAUUUAAUACUGAU
This is a messenger RNA of Bolinopsis microptera, 3377 nucleotides long. RefSeq names its product protein SFI1 homolog. The transcript is spliced from 3 exons. The record is from RefSeq and is a predicted model, not a curated record. The coding region runs from base 776 to 3139 and encodes 787 amino acids. NCBI's taxonomy places the organism in Eukaryota, Metazoa, Ctenophora, Tentaculata, Lobata, Bolinopsidae. Gene Ontology annotation, molecular function: phosphatase binding.